CUUUGGUUGAUAUAUCAUAUCCUUAGCAACAGAUUAAAAAUGGUGAGUGUGGAAGAGAUCCGCAACGCUGCGCGUGCGAAUGGGCCAGCAACGGUGUUGGCCAUUGGCACCGCCACACCUUCCAACUGUGUGUACCAAGACACGUACCCUGACUACUAUUUUCGAAUCACCAAUAGCGAGCACAUGACUGAUCUUAAAGAGAAGUUCAAGCGAAUGUGUGAGAAGUCCAUGAUCAGGAAGAGGUACAUGCACCUAACAGAGGAUUUCCUAAAGAAGAAUCCCAGCAUGUGUGAGUACAUGGCGCCAUCGUUGGACGCAAGACAGGACAUAGUGGUGGUUGAAGUUCCAAAGCUCGGAAAAGAAGCGGCCACCAAAGCCAUCAAGGACUGGGGCCAACCCAAAUCCAAGAUCACCCACCUCGUCUUCUGCACCACCUCCGGCGUCGACAUGCCCGGUGCCGACUACCAGCUCACCAAGCUUCUCGGCCUCCGCUCCUCCGUCAAGCGCCUCAUGAUGUACCAGCAGGGCUGCUUCGCAGGAGGGACGGUCCUUCGACUCGCGAAGGAUCUUGCGGAGAACAACAAGAACGCUCGCGUCCUUGUUGUCUGCUCUGAGAUCACUGCCGUCACGUUCCGUGGUCCCUCGGACACGCACCUGGAUUCCAUGGUGGGCCAGGCGUUGUUCGGGGAUGGAGCGGCAGCAGUGAUCGUGGGAGCCGAUCCCGACACCAAAGUGGAACGUCCGUUGUUCGAGAUGGUGUCGGCGGGUCAGACGAUCUUGCCGGACUCCGAAGGUGCCAUCGAUGGUCAUCUGAGAGAGGUUGGACUAACGUUUCACCUGCUGAAGGAUGUUCCGGGGAUCAUAUCAAAGAAUAUUGAGAAGAGUUUGGUGGAGGCUUUUACUCCCAUUGGGAUCAGUGAUUGGAACUCUAUCUUCUGGAUAGCGCACCCAGGUGGACCUGCUAUAUUAGACCAGGUUGAAGCUAAGCUACAACUGAAGGAAGAGAAGCUGAAAGCCACUCGCCACGUGUUGGGAGAGUAUGGAAACAUGUCAAGUGCAUGUGUGCUUUUCAUUUUGGAUGAGAUGAGAAAGAGGUCAAUUGAAGAAGGCAAGGCCACCACCGGAGAAGGCUUCGAUUGGGGGGUCCUAUUCGGGUUCGGACCGGGUCUUACGGUGGAGACGGUGGUGCUUCACAGUCUUCCCUUGGAAAAUCUAUCUUGAUUGAUUUAUCAACAAUAAUGAUGCCAUCAUGGAAUUAUAUUUCUUUGUUUUCAAUAAUUAAUUAAUUAAGUUUUCAAAUAUAUAUAAAUGGAAGCUAAGAUGUUAGAGAUUGGUGUCACAAAUUAAGUAUAGUUGGCGGAGAUGCACGUAUUGUUUUCAUUGUCUCAGUUGAUUGAGAUGGAUCGAGUCAUAAUAUAAUGUUGUUCAUGGCGUGGGGGGAGUUCGUUGCAUUUUCAUGGUUGUGUGACACGUACUCUUCAAUGGGUAUAUCAUUGUAAGAAAGAUUGAACUUGGUUACGUAUU
Arachis ipaensis is the source of this 1524-nucleotide messenger RNA. Its product is annotated as chalcone synthase. The record is from RefSeq and is a predicted model, not a curated record. Gene Ontology annotation, molecular function: acyltransferase activity, transferring groups other than amino-acyl groups. NCBI's taxonomy places the organism in Eukaryota, Viridiplantae, Streptophyta, Magnoliopsida, Fabales, Fabaceae. Gene Ontology annotation, biological process: polyketide biosynthetic process.